AUGGACAAGGAGAAUUACGAUGCGCGUGUUCUUGAUAUGAUUGGUUCAGGCCCGUAUGAAGAGUGCAAAUUUAAAAACGGUAAACCAAAAGAUCCUCUCAAUAGUAUGAUUGAGGAAGCGAAUUGUACACGUCAAGAAGUGACCCGCUUGAUGGGAGAAGACAAUCUAAAUCGCAAGUUCCUAGUGCCAAACCCGAGAGUAGCUUCACUGUACUGUUUACCUAAAUUACACAAAAACCCACUAGCUAUGCGACCAAUUUCUUCGAAUAUUUGUACACCAACAGAAAAAAUGGCAGCUUGGCUAGUCGAAGAAAUGAAGAAAUACCCGGUUUUACAAGGUAAGAGCGUGAAAAAUUCAAUAGGACUCACGAGUCAACUAGAGAAUGUUGAAGUAAAAAGGGGAGAAAUUUUGGUGUCGUUUGAUGUCAGCUCCCUAUUCCCAAGCGUGCCAGUACCAGAUGCUUUACAAAGUCUUCGAUACCAUUUGGAGCGCAGCCGGGCACCGCACAAUCAUAUAGAGGCCUAUGUUUCUGUCGCAAAGCAAUGCAUGAAUCAAAAUUAUUUUGUAUUCAGAGGUAAAUACUACAAGCAAAUCCAUGGCCUCAGCAUGGGUAGUAAAAUAUCGCCCCUCUUGGCGGAAUUGUUUAUGAGCGACUUUGAAGAAAAGCUACAAAGUGAAAAACUUUUCCCACGCGUAUGGAAGCGAUACGUAGACGACAUUUACGCCAUAGUGAAGGAACGCUACGUGCCACAAACACUGAGUUGGCUGAACUCACAGCACGAAAAGAUCAAAUUUACGGUGGAACAGGAAGUAGAGGGAAAACUACCGUUUUUGGACCUGCUGAUUACCAGGAAAGAAGACAAUACCCUGAAGUUCAGCAUUUUUCGAAAACCAACGUCUACCGAUCGUUACAUUACUACGGACUCGAAUCACUUCGGGGCCCAAAAACAAGCAGCUUUUCAUUCUAUGGCGCACCGUCUAGUCAACAUCCCCAUGGAGCAGGAAGAUUUUGUAGCGGAAAGGGAAAGGAUUCAGAAAGCUGCUGAAUUAAACGGGUACGACAAAAAGUUUGUGGAUAAAAUAAUCCGCAAACAUCUCCGCAAAAAACAGCGCCAUGAUACCACUACACUACAGCCUGAAAGAGAAGAAGUACAAAGAAUCAGCCUACCGUUCUACCCGAAAGUAACAAACCACAUUAGAAAGGUACUUAAGCGGCAUGGUUUCCAUGUGGUCCACAAAAGCGGCAAUGCCGUACAGGAACUUUUGAAUAAUCAAAAGGACAAGGUUCCGCCCGACGAACGCUCAGGAAUUUAUGAAAUUCCGUGCCAGGAUUGCCCAGCGGUGUACAUCGGGCAAACGCGGAGGAAAUUCAAAAUUCGCCUAAAAGAACAUAGAAAGGCAGUGGAGAAUGAACGGCCCAACGACUCCAGUGUAGCCAUGCACUCAAUCUGCUCCAAACACAAUAUCAAUUGGGGAAACGCAAAGCUGCUCAAAAACGUGAGAAAGUCUUCUCAUUUGACUGCGUGGGAGUCGAUGUACAUCUGUACGGAGGACCGUCCCCUGAUGAAUGAGGAUGACGCUCUCAUCACCUCACCGCUCUUUCAACUGACGAAGUUGAAACUGUAG
Molecule: messenger RNA, 1626 nt
Organism: Sabethes cyaneus
Lineage: Eukaryota; Metazoa; Arthropoda; Insecta; Diptera; Culicidae
Exons: 1
Coding region: 1-1626 (541 amino acids)
Source: RefSeq, a predicted model, not a curated record